AUGGAAAACGACGUGGAUCUGGAUGUAGAUAAGCGAGAGGAGGUAUUUCAUAAUGCUGUCCGAGAAUACAUUAUAUUCAUGCUUCUCUUCAUCCUACUGUAUGUGAGCUCCUACAUUACAAUCUGCUAUUUCAAAAGAAAAGCGGACUCUGAUGACACCUACGCAGGUGGAGAAGAAGAUGCUGUCGUAUACAGAAUAGCGUUAUGGCUGUGUACAUUCACCCUCUCUGUGUCAGUUGGUGCUGUUCUACUGCUGCCCAUAUCCAUUAUAUCAAAUGAAGUGCUGCACCAUUAUCCGAAAAGUUAUUAUGUCAAGUGGCUCAACAGCUCCCUUAUUCAUGGAUUGUGGAAUAUGCAGUUUGCUAUGUCCAAUGUUUCACUGUUUUUCUUCAUGCCAUUUGCUUAUUUUUUCACGGAAUCAGAAGGUUUUGUAGGAUGCAAGAAGGGUGUGAAGGCGCGUGUUUACGAGUCUAUCAUCGUCCUCUUCCUUCUCAUACUUGUUGUUGUGGGAUGUGUGUGGGUAGUUUCUGCCCUGUUUGACGAUGACAUCCACAAAAAACAAAGAUUAUUUGAUCUUCUGUCAGAUGUUUGGAACUUCUAUUUGCCAUAUCUAUACGCAAUCAUAUCAUUUAUUGGCGUCAUUGUCUUACUUUUAUGUACACCUGUGGGAUUUGCCCGGAUGUUUACUGUGAUGGGUAAACUUGUAGUUAAACCAAAGUUCUUAAGAGAUAUAGAUGAAGAGUUUGCCACUUUGAAAAUGCAAGAAGAAAGCAUACGUAGAAAAAUUGAAUGUAAGUGUCUUCAUUGCAUAAUAUGUGUAAGGAAUGAAAUGAAACACCAACAUAGUACUAUAGCAAACGGCCACACUACACAAGACUCCCUUAAUAAACAGCUGGAGGAAAUUGAAAAAGAUAAAGCUGAGUUAGAAAAAAGGAAAAAAAUAUCUCCUCUCAGAAGGAACCUAGGAUAUCCACUGGUCAUUCUGGCUUUGUUAGCAUUAACAGUAUUGUGUGUGUUAAGUGUGGCACAUCAUUUCUUUGAACUCCUGGUGGGAAUCAAAGCUCUUCCUGUUGGAGCCAAGGAGACGGUAUUAGGAAUCUCGUCCUUAUCUGCUCUAGGGUCUGUUGGUGCUGUUCUGGAGAUAGUCCUAAUCCUAUAUGUUAUGUUUGCAUCUAUAGAGGGAUUCUACUCUCUGCCAUUCUUCCGGAGACUUACACCUGUGUCACAUGAUACGUCCAUGGUUCAGAUAAUUGGCAAUUGUGUUGUGCUGUUGAUCCUGAGCUCAGCAUUGCCAGUUCUGUCUCGGAUCAUGGGUAUAACAAAUUUUGACCUGAUUGGAAACUUUGGCAGUAUGGACUGGUUGGGUAAUUUCUACCUUAUUCUCACCUGCAAUGCUGUCUUUGCCACUACAACGACCAUGUGCUUGACCAACAAGUUUACUGGCACAGUGAGAUCAGAGGUGUUUAACCGACUGUGGACCUGGGUGUCUCAGAAGGAAAAGAAAACCAAACCCCAAAGCUACACAUCCGUCAAGGAAGAUUAG
This is a messenger RNA of Ylistrum balloti, 1542 nucleotides long. Its product is annotated as limb region 1 protein homolog. The transcript is spliced from 15 exons. Gene Ontology annotation, molecular function: transmembrane signaling receptor activity. The record is from RefSeq and is a predicted model, not a curated record. NCBI's taxonomy places the organism in Eukaryota, Metazoa, Mollusca, Bivalvia, Pectinida, Pectinidae. Gene Ontology annotation, biological process: signal transduction. The coding region runs from base 1 to 1542 and encodes 513 amino acids.